AGUGAAAGCGCAAAGGAGCAAAAGGAGCAAAGUAAGGCAGAGCUCAUUCAGUGGGAUUGUUGAGCACAGAGCUCCUCGGAUUACUGUGAUAGAAAUCUGUCUGUUUGAUUUCUGGUGCUGCUCUCGCUCAUGCCCUGGACGCACUGAAGGCUUGCAUUUCAGCAGUCGAACAUCUCUGAAGCGGAUGCACAAGACUCGGAGAAGGGAGAAGAAGAGAGACUGAAACUUAUUCUCCAAUAACUCUAAGAUUGAAUACAAAGUGCCAGCAUCAUGCCUAAGCAAGUGGAGGUGAGGAUGCACGAAAGUCACCUGGAGCCCAUCGAGGCCAGGCCCAGGAACAAGUGUAUCAGCUGCUUCUCUUCUCUUUUCAAGAACCUGCUGCUCACGCUCACUGUACUCGGUGUGAUUCUGGGGGCUGUGUCUGGGAUGCUGCUUCGUUAUGCCUCUCCCAUCCACCCAGACAUCGUCAUGGUGAUUGCGUUCCCUGGAGACAUCCUGAUGAGGAUGCUGAAGAUGUUGAUCCUGCCUCUCAUCAUCUCCAGCUUAAUCACAGGUCUGGCUGGGCUAGAUGCCAAGUCUAGCGGUCGCCUGGGCACCAGGGCAAUGGUCUACUACAUGUCCACCACGGUGAUUGCUGCAGUGCUGGGAGUCAUCCUAGUGCUGGUCAUACACCCUGGAAACCCCAAGAUGAAGGAGCAGCUGGGAGAUGGCCAAAAGCAUGAUGAUGUGUCCAGCCUGGAUGCCUUCUUUGACCUCAUCAGGAACCUGUUCCCUGAGAACCUGGUGCAGGCCUGCUUCCAACAGAUCCAAACGGUAACUAAGAAGGUGGAGAAGGUGAUUGAGGAAGACAUCAAUGCCACCACCACCUUGGAGGGCCUCCUGUCCAACGCCACCAAGGAGCCUGAGUUCAUCAUCAAGAAGUCCCUCCAGUUCAAGAGUGGCAUGAACGUGUUAGGAGUGAUUGGCUUCUUCAUUGCCUUCGGCAUCUGCAUGGGGAAGAUGGGAGAGAGGGCCAAGCUCAUGCUGGAGUUCUUCAACAUCCUCAAUGAGAUUGUUAUGAACCUGGUUAUCAUGAUCAUGUGGUACUCUCCCUUCGGUAUCUGCUGCCUGAUCUGUGGUAAGAUCAUCUCCAUUGAUGACCUGGAGGUGGUUGCUAGGCAGCUGGGGAUGUACAUGGUGACCGUGAUUGUGGGCUUGAUCAUCCACGGAGCCAUCUUCCUGCCUGCCAUCUACUUUGCCAUUGUCAGGAAAAACCCCUACACAUUCUUCAUGGGCAUCUUCCAGGCCUGGAUCACUGCCUUGGGGACAGCCUCCAGUGCUGGUACACUGCCUGUCACCUUCCGUUGCCUGGAGGAAAACUUGGGCAUCGAUAAGAGAGUCACCCGUUUCGUGCUCCCAGUCGGCGCUACCAUCAACAUGGACGGAACUGCCCUCUACGAGGCCGUGGCAGCCAUCUUUAUCGCCCAGAUGAACAACAUCUACCUGGAUGCUGGUCAGAUCGUCACUGUCAGUCUGACAGCUACCCUGGCCAGUGUUGGUGCGGCCAGUAUUCCCAGUGCUGGACUGGUGACUAUGCUUCUAAUCCUCACUGCAGUCGGCCUGCCAACUCAGGACAUCAGUCUGCUGGUUGCUGUUGACUGGCUCCUGGACCGGUUCCGUACCUCGGUGAAUGUGGUGGGAGACUCGUAUGGCGCGGGUAUCGUGUACCACCUGUCCAAGGCUGAGCUGGAUGAGCUGGACGCUACACAUGGCAAGUCGGGCGACAUCGAGAUGAUGAACAAGACCUCGUCCUACUAUGAUGACCUCAAGAACCACCACGAAAACAACUCCAACCAGUGCGUCCAGUAUGCCGCUCACAAUUCAGUCGUAGUAGAUGAGUGCAAGGUAACCUUGGCCACUAACGGCUCUACUGCUGCGGCAGCCGUGGCGGAGCGCACACUUGUUGAGGAGGAACCCCGGAAAAGUGAAUAAAGCCAGCACACAGAACCCCAGCUCCACAGGCUUUCUUAUCUGGUGAAAAAAAAUGUGAACAAAAAAAAGAGUCAUGCGAACAGAACUACUAAUUGUUUUUCUUAUGUAUCUUUAUUUUGCAUUUGUAUUAGUCCCUUUACAGUGUUUCUAACCAUCUAUCUGACUGACAGAUGAAUAAUACUAAUUAACUUAUCAGUGAAACGAUAACAGAGGUAUGUUUUACCUGUUAGAACACUAAUGUGUGCAUCAUAGCAAACACUUGAACAACGGACAUCAAGGCUUGGGAGGGAGGGUGGGAAGAGAAAAACAAACGGUUACUUAAAUUAUUCCUAGAAUUCUUUCUAUGAGAGCACUGCAUUCAAAACAGGGGGAGGGAGGGUCAGUGUGUGGGGGAGUAACACUGGAACAACAGUCCUUCAGAGUGUGAUGGUAGCUGUGAGUUUGACACUGGCAAUCUGAAAGUCUAACAACAGACUGAGUGUGGGACAUAAUCAUGCUAAACAUAAGGUAUGCCUGUAUCAAACUGCACAUUAUAUUUUUAGCAGCGUAUCGUUACUAUUAUCAAUGAUACCACAGUAGACAGCUGUUAUUUGACCCCUGGCCCCUUUUACCUCACAAGAUAACCUUUUACCUAUACCUGACAGAGCCCCUGUAACCUAUCGGAGUGUCUUUGCUACCUGCUAUUACCCACAAUCCCAUGGGGGAAGCCCGUUGGUGAUAAUGUAGAAUGUAGAGAUAAGGCAGGGUCUGCAGACUGAGCCUUACUCCACAAGCACAUGUUCUCUGAAAAGCACAAAAUACAAAAGAAACAUGGAACCUCUACUCCCUUUUUAAUUGUUAUACAUUUGGUUGACUACUGUAAGGGAGAGGGACUUUUUCAAUGUCGCCUCUAGUGUGAGAUUAUUUACUGUAUGAUUUGUGUGAUUUGUGUGAUUUGUGUGUGUGUGUGUGUGUGUGUGUGUGUGUGUGUGUGUGUGUGUGUGUGUGUGUGUGUGUGUGUGUGUGUGUGUGUGUGUGUGUGUGUGGGAUGGGAGUGAGAACAUGACAUAUCUCCCCAUUACUGAUAAGGACCAAACAGGCAUAUGAUAAAUCAAGCCAGAAGCCUUCGAAACGCCUCCAUGACACUUACAGUCAUUGAUAUCGUCUUUUGGGGUUUCUUACUCUGCACACAAUCCAUUUGUAGCUAACUCCAGGUAGAAAGUGUCUCAUCACUCAUUUAAACUUCCAAAUUAGCUAUUAAGAAAUUGAUAAAGCUCUCUGCCCCGCAAUUACUGCAACACAUGAAAAUCAAAAGUAAAGGUCAAAUUUGUCUCCAAAUACAAAUAUAUCAAUAUCUUCAGUUCAGGACUGUAUUUCAUAUCAAUUAGUUCAAAGUACUAGGAAGUAUUUAUUAUACCCAUCCCAGAUAUUCUGAAUUUCAUGAUGUUGAGAACCAAGAGUUAAUUGGGAAGUACCUAGAAAUAUAUCUAGAACCAUGAUUAGUACGAAAAUAUAAAGCACAAAUUAAGUUGUUUUAAAACAGAAUACAAAAACAGAAUAUAAAUUGAAUACUGAGUCCAUAUAGCACAAUUGCAGCUUAGAGUAUAAACUAGUUAUGUAUGAUUUUUUUAAAUCCCUUUUUGACACUGAUCUCUUUUCACAUUCAUCAUUCAUACUUUGAGGAACCCAAUAAGGGAAACUAUACUCAGGCUUUAGCACAAACUCCUUGGAUUUGAAAGAGACACUUUCACAAAAUCCUCAACACGUUUAGCUGCUCAUGAAAUAAAAUAGGCCAUUGACAAUUGCCUUGUAUAGCACAAGUUGGAUAUGAAUGCUUGACUUUGAACACAUGGACUGUUUACCACCUUGAUAUUUUUUAAAGAGAUGUUUUGUAUACUUGAACCUAUAUGACAGAGAUAAAGUUUCCCUUUACAACUAUUCAUGAGUAAGCUACUUUUAUUAAGGGAUUCUUGAUAGGAACAGCACACAAAAACUUUUCCAACAUUAACAUUCCAGUGACUCAAACUUUCUUGGGUUCCCUUUUUGCAUGAAAGCACAAACACAUAUUUGAUCAAAGAUGGUACAGAACAACCACAGAGCUUAAAUUAAAGUGCAAGUUUCAACAGGUUGAUAACUCCCUGCACAACUAGUGUCCAGGUGGAGGUAUUACAUCCUUACUAUUUUUUUCCAGACCCUUAGAGGGGUCUUCUUAGUGAUUAAACAACUCUAACCUCUUACCACAGAUGCUGACGACUGUUCUCAGAAACCCUGAAUGCUGCAGCUAUGUGUAUCAUUGGUCUCAUAUGGUUACUACUGUAGAGCAGUCAUCUGGAUGCAUGGAAUGUUCACUGCAGACUUCCCAACUAUUAGGUAGGAGAAUUCUAUCCCCCUAAUGGAACCUAAAUGUCUGAAAAGAGAAACACACACAAAGUUAGAUCACCGGCUGCUAAUAUUUAAUGCGCGUAUGUGAUUGUAUGAGAGAUGUUUUGUGCAGGUGAGGCGUUCUGCAGGUGUGGAUGUCAUUUCUUUAUCCGUGUCGUGUCCUGCUCUCUUGUCUUGUUUUGAUCAUUUUGCUCAAUGACAACCUUGCCUUGAAGAUGUUAACUCUAAACUGUGCAGUCAGUUUGACCGUCAGGACAAUGCUGAUUAAAGUAACAGUAGAAAAAUGAACACUCACAUUCAUAGUGCAGUACACAGUCCCUUAGUUACCUUAAACACUUUCUCAGUCAGAAGAUCUACUCCAUGUUGCUUUUGAGCUUGUAUAACUGCCAUCACACACAGACACACAGAUGCAAAUACACACACAUGCAUGCACACUUGCACACACACACACACACACACACACACACACACACACACACACACACACACACACACACACACACACACACACACACACACACACACACACACACACACACACACACACA
Oncorhynchus keta (chum salmon) is the source of this 4880-nucleotide messenger RNA. Its product is annotated as excitatory amino acid transporter 2-like. Gene Ontology annotation, biological process: L-glutamate transmembrane transport. The record is from RefSeq and is a predicted model, not a curated record. Lineage: Eukaryota; Metazoa; Chordata; Actinopteri; Salmoniformes; Salmonidae. The transcript is spliced from 11 exons. Gene Ontology annotation, molecular function: neutral L-amino acid transmembrane transporter activity; glutamate:sodium symporter activity; L-glutamate transmembrane transporter activity. The coding region runs from base 271 to 1971 and encodes 566 amino acids. Gene Ontology annotation, cellular component: plasma membrane.